AUGGGUUUGGAAAGAGGUAUAACACUUUGUGAUGGUAAGGGCAUUGAGUUCAGCAAAGGUUUACGUACAAUGGACUUAGCACUGAUGGUGCCUGUUAUUAAAAACGAAAUAGAGUCUGUUAAAACCGAGUGGCAAAAUGGAAGUAUAAUAUCAGUUUUGAUUGUACCCAUUUUCAUGUGGCUUAUUUCCCGUCUCUUAAGUUUCCAUCGAAGGAAAUGGAGUUUCGAGUACUUGAUUCGAAUAGUUUUUGGUAGCGUAGUUCCAGAAGAACCAGACACCACACGACAACGAUUAAUAUUUGUAGGAUUUCUUGUCGGAUGUCUUAUGUUUUCAUCGGUUAUAUAUUCAUCUAUAAAUAUUUUAUCAUCUGAUUUGGAGAUCCUGAUUGAGGAAAAUUAUUUUUUGUUGAUUAACAAUACUGAUGACGUUAUUCUGCAACAAAUUUUAAGUAAAUCUGUACCAUUGAUAUUCUCUGAAGAAUGUGGAGGACCGCUUGUUAAAAUUAUUACUGAAAAAUUUCCAUCUGCUCCUGGUGCAACGUUACUUGGUGCUGGUGUACCUUACGCGAAGCGUUUUGAUCAAGUGUUGCAGAGGUUAAUCGAAUCUGGAAUUAGUACGCAGUGGAUGAAAUCCUAUUCUAUGAGAAAGGAUGGUUUUGCUAAAAUUGAUAACAGUUGUAGUUCUAAGCAUUCUGAAUCUGCAUUAGUAAUGCAGCAAAUGGUAUUUAUUUGUGUUACUGGAUUUGGUUGGUCAGCGCUAAUUUUUAUUUUUGAGUCUAUCAUCGUCUGGAGAAAGAAAUAAUAUAAAUUCUACUAAGAGCAGCACAA
Molecule: messenger RNA, 827 nt
Organism: Leptopilina heterotoma
Lineage: Eukaryota; Metazoa; Arthropoda; Insecta; Hymenoptera; Figitidae
Exons: 3
Coding region: 1-801 (266 amino acids)
Source: RefSeq, a predicted model, not a curated record